This is a messenger RNA of Struthio camelus australis, 3053 nucleotides long. Lineage: Eukaryota; Metazoa; Chordata; Aves; Struthioniformes; Struthionidae. The record is from RefSeq and is a predicted model, not a curated record.
CAAUCAGAACUUUUGACAUUGCGUUUGUAUUUUACAUCUUACCUGACUUAAUCUAGGCAAAACCAGUAAUUUAGCAGAACAGAUCUAUUAACCCCAAAGCAUAUGUGUUCAAUUUUUAGUAUAGGUGUUUGUAAUUAGAGGAAAUUGAGAUGGACUCUUAGAAUUACAAGCAUUUCUUAAAGGUAACUUAAGAAGCUUUAGUUAUGAAUACGCUGUGUACAAGGUUUUGUAUGAGGAUAUUUUCAGGAGAAGCAAAUGUCAAAAGCUGGAGAAGCAAUGCAGUUUCUGAAAGGACUUUCAAAAUGAAACUGUCUUUUAAGAGAUGGAAGGUAGCCAGGGGGAUUAUAGUAAAGUUCAACUGUGUGUCUCAAAGGGGAACCUUCUCUUCCUGUUUGCGUGUUCUGAAAGGGUGAUGCGUUGUAGACCAUGCCUGGUUUUACUAGUAAGAAACCCUGUUCUGCAGAUUAAAUGCAUAUGUGUCAUACAUGAUAUCGAGCUGCCAUGAAGCUAACAUUUAAUGGGAGGCCUUUGUACUUUUCUCUGCUAGUUACUUUUCUGGUGACUAGGAGCUAUUCUUAGCUUGUCCUAAGGCAAAACUCCUCCCCAAAAAACAAAACCUUCCUUGCGUUUUGAACAGUUGGUAAGCCCUUACUGAGCUGUUGUUUAUCACUCUAAAUGUGACAUUUUCUGGAUUCCUCUAAAACUGAUGUGUGUCUCACCUGAAUGCUUUGUCUUUUAUUUUGGCUGAUACGAAACACAUCUAAAAGCAUUUUCACUGUUGCAGGCACUUGGCUUCCUGUGGUAUUCUGAUGACCAGAAUUUCUCCACUGCAAGUACCUGAAAUGAACCAUACCUUUUCAAGAACUUUCUUCAACAUUACUGCACCACUAGUAAACAAAAGAAAAGAAUAUUCUGAAAGAAGAAUUAUAGGAUAUUCUAUGCAGGAAAUGUAUGAAGUUGUUGCUGUCGUGGAGAAUUACAAACUAUUUGUUCCUUGGUGUAAAAAGUCAGAUAUAUUAUCGAAGCGUUCUGGAUACUGCAAAGCACAGUUAGAAAUAGGAUUCCCUCCUGUAGUAGAGAGGUAUACAUCGGUUGUUACCCUAGUGAGGCCACAUUUAGUUAAGGCAUCCUGCACAGAUGGAAGGCUAUUUAAUCACUUGGAAACAGUGUGGCGUUUCAGCCCCGGCAUCCCCGGUUAUCCAAGGACGUGCACAUUGGAUUUUUCAAUUUCUUUUGAGUUUCGUUCACUCCUGCACUCGAAACUUGCUACGCUAUUUUUUGAUGAAGUGGUAAAGCAGAUGGUAGCUGCCUUUGAAAGAAGAGCAUCCAAACUCCAUGGCCCAGAAACUAGCGUACCGCGGGAGCUAAUGCUUCAUGAAGUUCAUCACACAUAAAAGGGAAAUUCUAACAGCCUCUACUAUGAAUUUGUAUGUACACUUUAUUUAUAUAAGAGGUACAAUGCUCCUUUUGGGGCAUCGCUUUGGUAUCUGAACUUUGUAAUUUACUACUGUACAAAACACGCACAUAUUCAGCCAGAUUGUACAUAGAGGAAUAUUCAAGUUACUAUCAAGUGCAAUUUAAAGUGUUAGCAGUAACAGACUGAUUGACAGCUACUGUAACACAAGAUAACUCAAACGGCUGUUUAUUAACCUGCCCAACAGUUUGUGUAAUCACAUCAGAUGUUCUGCCUUAUCUAAGCUUGUAUUUUUACAGUGUUUGUAAUAUAUUAACUCAAGUUUAAGUUAUUAGUAGUUUGAAUGUAACUUACCAGCACCAACUUAGCCAUUUGGGCCAAGUUAGGGGAAAUUCUGACAUUCUAGCUCUGGAGCGCUAAACACUUUGUUAAAGAACCAAGUAGCAGAUGUUUUUGAUCCAAAUGAACGAGAGGUGACAGAGGUCAGUUCAGAAGUCUCCACGUGCUCUUGAAUUCUCAUCAGUAAUUGCUAUAGGGAGGGGGGGAAAAAAAAAAGAGGCAGCCUAAGGCCUAAGUUAAAUAUAGGGAUAUAACUUUUGAGAGCAGCACUUCAGCUAUAUCCAGUUGUUCUUAUCUGCCUGGGCACCAGGCACUUGAAUUCAUAGUGUUUGGCAAGACGAACUCGCCUACUGGCGUUGUUUCACUGUUGCACAUAGUAAUUUGGGUAUGCUAGAUGUUCUCUAAUAUCACAGUUCCCAGUUCUAGUUAAACAUAACUUUAAACUCAAUUAACAAAUAUGUUACUUCAGUGAAAACUAGGUCAUGGAUACACAAUAGUCUGUACCAAAUUGCUAUCCUCUCUGCCUCCUGUGAAGGAAAGAACAAGCUAUGCUGCUCUUACUUAGUCUGCAGUAAAGCCAAGGGCAGUUACCCUUAAGUAGCUUGCUACAGCGUGGAUCUAAAUGUAGUUUCAUUGUCAGUGCAUUGAGAUGGUGCCAGCUGUCUUGAUUGAAUGGAUUUUCAGUAAUUUAUUCCUUACGUUACUUAAAGUAGUGGGCUAAGUGAAUAGAUUUCACUCGAUGGUAAAAUCCUUUCUAUACACUGCCUUGAGUUACCCAACUUCUUUACUGGAAGGUGGUGAGUUUUGAAGUCAGGUAUGUUUCAUGGUUAAAGUUGUUCCUUCUCUCUAGGGCGUCUGUGAUCUGCAUGGUUACUGCAGAGUACCUGGUAAAGUUCAUUUACUGUGUUAAGUAACAGAGGAGGGUAGGUUUCAGGACAAAGACGGCCCUGAAACAGUCUUAAGACAGUUUAGACUGUUUUCCAGAAAGAGCGAGUAAAAUUUCAGACGUGUUAUCUCUGAAGGACAGUUCUUAUUAUAGGUAGGGAAUUGGGGGAAAGUGACAGCUGGAUUAAGAGGUCAGGUCAAAGAAAACAGCAGAGAGCAUACAAACCUCAUUUUUGAGGGCUAAGCGACACCUAGUGCAAAACAAAUUGUACAAAAUCCCUCUCAACCUAGCGUCUAUUACCAGAAAAUUGGAAGACUGAAGUCUCCAGGCAAGGAGGUAACUACAUUCUACACAACUGAGCAAAAGAAAGACUGGGUAUGGGGGGGGGGGCCCUUCCCCCCCCUUUUUAAUAAA